Molecule: messenger RNA, 1992 nt
Organism: Ceratitis capitata (Mediterranean fruit fly)
Lineage: Eukaryota; Metazoa; Arthropoda; Insecta; Diptera; Tephritidae
Exons: 6
Coding region: 238-1785 (515 amino acids)
Source: RefSeq, a predicted model, not a curated record
GUUAACAACGUCCGCUUGCUUUGCAAAAUAAAAAAGUAAAAAAAAAAGCAUUGAUAACAAAGAAAAAAAUACAAUAAUGGUGACCGCAACAAGUAGAGAAAUUACGAAGUACACUCUAAACGAUCACGACGUAAACAAUAAAUUCUGAUGAAAUGGCAUGAAAAGUAUUAGUUAAAAAGCGAGCGUCAUUCUUUUCACUUCACAUAAUUAAAACGAUUUUUUAUAACUGCAACCACAAUGUUUCAAGCUUUAAAGAAUAAAUUUUUCUCUACAAACCCCAUCAAUGAAUACGAAGAGGCAGAAUUAAAGCAAGUGUGGCCGAAGAGAGAUACCGGUUUUGUGCUAACAACUUUUGGCAAAGAAUUACUGCAUCAAUGCAGUAUUGUACCGAAGCCAGAUGCAAGUGGAAUAAGUAUUGAAAGUUUUAUGAAAAUAUCAUCAGAAUUCCCGCUAAAGUUCGGCACCGACAAUUGUCGUGUUAUGAGUCAGCCAAAGGCGCGUUAUCCAGAAAUUAUCAAACAAAUCGCUUCCACUUAUCCAGUGAUACAUGAACGUGUACUCAGCUUAUAUUUGGCAUUUUUGGAGCACAAAUUGAAAUUCGGCACCCCAAUUGAGCGCGCCUUAUAUGAUGGCAUGACACUUCCAGAUCUUGUGCAACGGCUAUUAGAGAAACGUUGUGUCUCAUUCGUAGGCCCAUUGGAUCAUUACCUAUUGAUUAAUGGUAAAACAGGAUUAGGCAAAUUCUAUGAUGUGGGCACAGAGCAAGAGGAAGCACCAUUUCUGUUGAAAGACGUACUGAGCUAUGAUGAAAUGAAGCUCUCUGCAUUUCUCUCCAUUUCAUCGUAUACAGAAUUUCUAAACGAUGGCAAUCGUCGUAAUGCUGGCAUUAUAGAAAAUGAUAAAUCAAAAAUCGAAACUGUCGGUGUGAUUAUCGGUAUAAUUGGCGCACGCUUUCAGGCACGUGAAGUCAUGGACUGGCAGGAUAUAAUUAUUGCCGAAAAACAGAAUAUAAAAGAACGUGGCUAUGGCUUUACAAUGUUGGAAGCUAAAGAUACUCAGAGUCGUGAUAUUGAUUAUCGUUCUAUGUGGACGCGCUUCUAUGAACAACAAGAUUUAUUAUAUGAAAAUAUGCGUGCACAAGAUUCACCACGUUUCUACAAUAUACCAAACACAAAAUUUUAUUUUGAUAAUCUCAUGAUGAAGAAACGCAAUGCCAUAUCAUUUGAUACACUCCUGUUAGAGGCAAACACACGUGGCGCUGCCGCCGACAAACAGGUAUAUUUGCAUGUUGUUGGUAUUGGCUUGGGCGCUUGGCGUGCCGUCAUACACCAGGAUAAACUAUUUCUACAGACUUUUGGCGAACGCUUAGACGAGCUGCUGCCACGUUUAAUAAAUAUUUCUGUAGUACAUUUCUCAUAUUUCAAUAUGACUGCUUGUGGUAUACUUGAAGAUGGCGGUGUCUUGGAGUCGACAUCGCACCCGGCUGGUGGCAUUAAAAUAUUUAUUAGUAAUCGAAAUCCAGCACAAAAAUUGGAAGCCGAGUUUCAAAAUAUGCUUGUGGUUGAAUCGUAUGCCUGGGAUGGCAAUGCUUUGCCAGGCAAUGAGUUUUGGCAUGGCUCACUAACCACUUCCGGCGACCCUGCGGCUGCUUGCAGCACACUUAUCACAGAACUACACAAUCCACACAUAAACAAGUUAAUGGUAAAUGGCAAGAAUAUACAUAUUGCAUCAGAUCGUUUUGGGGUUUUACAUAUUUCAGAUUAUGCAAAAAAAGUUUUUGUUUGAAAAAAUAUACAUUUGUAUAAUAUAUGGAUGGCUUUAGUACAAAUUGUGGUUUAAUGUUGUUAUACAUAUACAUAGAUAUGUACGGAUGUAUGUAUACUGCCUUUAUGACAAUAUACACACGCAUAUUUACUUACUUCAAGAGUUAACCAAUAUUAAAUAUGUUACACACAUAUGUAGAUGUGUUUUUGGAAGCGAACUUACUUGCAA